AAGCACAAGCCCUGGAUUGAAGCUGAGUAUCAGGGCAUCGUCAUGGAGAAUGACAACACAGUCCUGAUGAACCCCCCGCUCUUCGCACUGGACAAAGACGCUCCGCUGCGCUACGCAGGUGAAAUCUGUGGCUUCAGGAUCCAUGGGGCAGGGGUACCUUUUGAAGCUGUGAUCCUGGACAAAGCUACAGGUGAGGGGCUGAUCCGGGCCAAGGAACCUGUGGAUUGUGAGGCACACAAGGAGCACACAUUCACCAUUCAGGCUUAUGACUGUGGAGAGGGACCUGAUGGAGCAAAUACCAAGAAAUCGCACAAGGCCACAGUGCACGUUCGAGUAAAUGAUGUGAAUGAGUUUGCUCCUGUCUUUGUGGAAAAGUUGUAUCGUGUGGCAGUGACUGAGGGAAAGCUGUACGACCGCAUCUUGCGUGUGGAAGCCAUUGAUGGAGACUGCUCGCCACAAUACAGCCAGAUCUGCUACUAUGAGAUCCUGACCCCAAAUAUUCCCUUCCUGAUUGACAAUGAUGGGAACAUUGAGAACACAGAGAAGCUGCAGUACAGUGGAGAUCGUCUGUACAAAUUCACAGUGACAGCCUAUGACUGUGGAAAGAAGCGGGCUUCUGAUGAUGCUGAAGUGGAAAUCCAGGUGAAACCCACCUGCAAGCCCAGCUGGCAGGGCUGGAACAAGAGGAUUGAGUACACCCCGGGUACAGGCAGCCUCGCGCUCUUCCCCAGCAUUCACCUGGAGACCUGCGAUGAGCCCCUGUGGAACAUCCAGGCUACGGUGCAGCUGCAGACAAACCACGUGGCCAAGGGCUGUGACCGAGAUAACUACUCCGAGAAGUCCCUGCGCAAACUCUGUGGGGCAUUCCAAGGAGAGGUUGACCUGCUGCCGGUGCCUAGCCCCACGGCGAACUGGACCACGCGGCUCUCGGUGCACUACAGCCAGGACAGCAGCCUCAUCUACUGGUUCAACGGCAGCCAGGCUGCCCAGGUGCCUGUGGUGAACGGGCCGAAUGCUCAUCAGGGGCUGAGUGACCACUUCACCCUGUCUGUGUGGAUGAAGCACGCUGUGGUGCCUGGCAAAGGCCGGCGGGAAGAGGAGACGGUCAUCUGCAGUACAGUGCAGAGCGAGGACGGCUACUCCCAUUACUCUCUGUCUGUGCACGGCUGCCGGAUUGCUUUCCUCUACUGGCCCUUGCUGGAAAGUGCCAGGCCUGUGAAAUUCCUCUGGAAGCUUGAGCAGGUCUGCGAUGAUGAAUGGCACCAUUACGCCCUCAACCUGGAGUUCCCCACUGUCAUGCUCUACGUGGAUGGUGUCUCUUAUGACCCUGCCCUCAUCCAUGACAAUGGCCUCAUUCACCCCCCUCGGCAGGAACCCUCGCUCAUGAUUGGAGCCUGCUGGACUGAGGACAAAAGCAAAGAGAAAACCAAAGGAGAUGAAAACUCCACUGAUACCGUACAAGGAGAUCCUCUGUCAAUACACCACUACUUCCAUGGUUACUUGGCUGGCUUCACUGUACGCCCUGGUAGCUUGGAGAGCCGGGAGGUUAUUGAAUGCCUGUAUGCCUGCCGUGAGGGGCUUGAUUACAGUGACUUCGACAGUCUGGGCAAAGGGAUGAAGGUUCACGUGAACCCCUCUCAGUCCCUGCUCACCUUGGAGGGUGAUGAUGUGGAAACAUUCAACCAUGCCAUCCAGCACGUGGCCUACAUGAACUCGCUGCGCUUUGCCACUCCUGGAGUGCGGCCGCUCAGGCUCACCACUGCUGUUAAGUGUUUCAGUGAAGAGUCCUGUGUCUCCAUUCCUGAUGUGGAAGGUUAUGUUGUGGUGCUACAGCCUGAUGCCCCUCAGAUCCUAUUGAGUGGCAAUGCCCGCUUUGCUCAUCCUGCAUCAGACUUUGAGGCUCCUGAUGGGGUCCCCCUGUUCCCCAACCUCCAGAUCACCUGCUCUAUUUCUCACCAGGUGGAGGCCAAGAAGGAUGAGAACUGGCACGGCACUGUGACAGACACACGCAUGUCAGAUGAGAUUGUGCACAACCUGGAUGGCUGCGAGAUCUCACUGGUGGGAGAUGACCUGGACCCGGAGAGGGAGUAUCUGCUCCUGGAUGGGGCACUGCUGCAGCAGCAUGGCCUGGAGCUUGCCAACACCUCUGCCUACCUGACCAUCACCGGUGUGGAGAGCAUUGCAGUUUAUGAGGACAUAUUAAGGCAGGUCUCGUACCACAUCAACCACGGUGCUGCUCUUUAUGAGAGGAAGUUUCACCUGUCCUGCACUGAGAUGAAUGGACGCUACUCCAGCAAUGAGUUCACUGUUGAGGUGAACGUCCUCCACAACAUGAACCAAGCCGCUCAUCCUAACCAUAUUCUGGGUUCCCAGCAGUUCGUGCAUCAAGGCCAUCAUUUACCCCCAGAGCUAUCUGGCCACAGUUUGGCAAGCACCCAUAACAACCCAAUGGUGCCCAGUGCUGCCACUGUCAUCAUUGUCGUGUGUGUGGGCUUCCUGGCCCUCAUGGUGAUCCUGGGCCUCCUGCGCAUUCACUCCCUGCACCGUCGGGGAGCAGGGCAAGAAGCCCCCGGGGCUGUCGACGGGGGACACGCAACCACCCGAGGCAAAGACAGCAACAUGUUCUGGGAUGACUCGGCCCUCACCAUCAUUGUCAACCCCAUGGAGUCCUACCAGAGCUGCCAGGAGAGGGCCGCGGGGAGCGGCAGGGGCGGAGCUAGCGCGGCCACGGAGGAUGAAGAUGACAGCACCGACUCAGAGACAUCCGACUCCCCGGACAGCAACGACCUCGAGGACCAACACAUUGGCAGAAGCGAUGGCUCUCACCGCUACUAG
Merops nubicus (carmine bee-eater) is the source of this 2835-nucleotide messenger RNA. RefSeq names its product calsyntenin 3 (gene CLSTN3). The record is from RefSeq and is a predicted model, not a curated record. Gene Ontology annotation, cellular component: cell surface; postsynaptic membrane. The transcript has 17 exons. Gene Ontology annotation, molecular function: kinesin binding; X11-like protein binding; calcium ion binding. Bases 43 to 2835 code for a protein of 930 amino acids. Lineage: Eukaryota; Metazoa; Chordata; Aves; Coraciiformes; Meropidae. Gene Ontology annotation, biological process: positive regulation of synapse assembly; homophilic cell-cell adhesion; positive regulation of synaptic transmission.